Messenger RNA from Candidozyma pseudohaemuli, 1443 nucleotides. RefSeq lists its product as uncharacterized. The transcript has a single exon. Gene Ontology annotation, molecular function: protein binding. The record is from RefSeq and is a predicted model, not a curated record. Lineage: Eukaryota; Fungi; Ascomycota; Pichiomycetes; Serinales; Metschnikowiaceae. The coding region runs from base 1 to 1443 and encodes 480 amino acids.
AUGAACUUAACACAUAAUGAUGGCGUUGGUGCAGCUUGGAUUAUGGCAACCGUGGGCCACACAAGAAGGCUUUCCAAAAAAGACAUCACUAGCGUAUCUAUUCCACAGGUGUGUCGCCUGGUUCAAAAGCAGAAGCUGCUUCGUCUUGCCCUGAACCUCAUGUACGGUUUAGCUCUACUCCAUAAACAACAGGUCAAUUACGUGUUUGAGGACGUGGCAAAUGUGCAUCAGAAAUUGACAAGACCUGUGUUCUUUGGGCAGAUUGAGGAGAAAGCGGUGGUCCACCAGAGGAGGCACGUCCCACUUCCUGAUAGUGGGAGCUUCACAAUGCAAGAUUUCGCUUGUGACGAGUGGUUCCUAGAGAGACAGGGCUUUCGAGACGUGGAGGAAUGCUUCGAUACCUACAUAUCCCACGCUCAGCGGGCUGACGCGUUAGACAAGCUGUUGGAUGAGAUACUUGAUCAAACCUUAGCCACCAUCAGAGCUAAUGAGACUACAUUAGGGGAAGUUGGGUUCGAGUUCGACGAAAACGGAGAGAUCAACUCUCAAGCUAUUCUCUCUAUCAAUCAUGAUUUGGCGGGUUUGGAGGCAGAUUUUGAGGACUUGCGCAGGGAUCAACCAGGUGGGGACCACUCAAAGGACCCCCACUUCUCUACAACACUGAAUGUUCUCCGCUCAACCUUGAACCAGAGAGAGUCUCGUCCAAAACGCAAACACAUUGUAUGUGAUCCUGUCACGGUCCACACAGCAUACUCCUUCUGCUACCCACUCUAUCUUAGAGAGUUCGAUACACUACCCUCUGUUCCUAAGAGGCGUAAGCAGUCUAUAUGGGAUACAUUGGGCGAGAUGAGCCUCACAGCUGCUCCCUAUCUUAAUCAAGCAACACAGUUUUACUUGGAACCGCCGCCUGGAACGAUUCCACCUUCUAGACUUCCUCAGUGGAAAGCAAGAACGGAUGACGUUGAACUUGGCAGGAACGUGCAGAUUCUGGCAGAUGCCAUUGAGUUUGCCAGGGCCUCCAUGCUAGAUUUCGAGCCCGAUGAUACCUUUGAGUCUUUUACCUUGAAUGACAAAACUCUGGAGGAUGCCUCCUUCCAGUUCCCCUCAUCGCAAGUAGAGUCGCAAGGGACCGUUGGCCGCAACCUCCACAAAUUAGCACUUAAGCUUCUCGGUUAUAUCCACAAGCGCUCGUUCGAAUACGGCAGUUUUUGCGACUGGGAAGGAAACCAGGCCCCGUCCGGCGGCUACCGCAAGAUCAGCUUUGUGGAUCUUUUUCCACCUCAGCCACUCGGUCCUUCGGACUUGUCAGUAACACGCAAGCUAGCAGCCAAAUCAUUCGGAACCGUUUUGGAGUUGGCAACCAAGAGUGCUCUCCAGAUAAUUCCUGGUGAUGAGCCCGCCGCUGAGAAAGCGUGGGUGCUUCAUUCAUACGAUGAUGGUUGA